Prorocentrum cordatum is the source of this 843-nucleotide messenger RNA. The record is from the annotation of a GenBank genome assembly. Lineage: Eukaryota; Dinophyceae; Prorocentrales; Prorocentraceae.
AUGGUCGUGUCGCUCGAGGCCCAGGUCACUUCCGACGCCCAGAGGGAGGCCAAGUCCGACGCAGCAGCGGACGAGCUUGUCUCGGCCGAGGUCAAGCUGGCCAACGAGAAGCAGGCGCUGCAGGAUGGCCCGCUCUUCGACCUGGAGGGCCUCGAGGUGUCGGCCGAGCAGCUCCAGCAGUUCAACACGCUCAAUGCAAUGCUGGCGGCUUCGGUGCAGGACGCGGUGCGCGCCCAUUUCGGCCCAGGGGCGGAUGCGCCCAGGGCCCAACGUGAGCAACUCGAGGAGCUCAAAGCUCUCCGCACCUCCUUCAAGAAGAGGGGCGCGAGGUUCAUUUAUUCGGCUUGGGCCCAGGCUGUCAACGUGCAUGACGAGAUGGCCCAGCGGGAGAUGGUCUGCUCUAUGCGCGUCAUACUCUUUCAAGAGCACAAGUUGCGCGCGCCAAUAUCCAUCGAGGUCGAAUCGACCACCUUGGAUCGCCGGGAUUUGCUCGACGGGGAAGCGCUCGCAAGCGUGUGGGGCAAGACUUGCGAAUGUGCUGAGCGCGAGCUUGUGGGCGUCCUGGGCUUCAAGCUCGAGCGUCGCAUCGAGGCAGGAUGCGCUGGGCUUCGCCGCGAUCUAGGAGAGCGGGCCGCUUUCGUUCGUUCGCAGUUGGAUCGCCUCCGGAGGUUUGGGUUGCAGGGCGAGGCCCUCGGCGGGCAGGCCCUCGAGAUCAUGGGCCUGCAGCGCCGCGCAGUCGCCGCCGCUCAGUUCAUCGGCUUCAACCUGAUGACCUACGGUUUCGCUUUGUUUGCACCCCUGAUGCCGGACUUCAAGAACAACGUGUCCAAAAAGGCAGCUUAG